Neltuma alba is the source of this 408-nucleotide messenger RNA. Its product is annotated as disease resistance protein RLM3-like. The transcript has a single exon. Gene Ontology annotation, biological process: signal transduction. The annotation marks the transcript as partial. Lineage: Eukaryota; Viridiplantae; Streptophyta; Magnoliopsida; Fabales; Fabaceae. The record is from RefSeq and is a predicted model, not a curated record.
AUGGCGAUUCAAGUGGUUUCAUCAUCACCAUCAUCCCAUAGCUUCACCAGCGAAGCUAAGUAUCGAUAUGAUGUUUUCCUGAGUUUCAGAGGUGAAGAUACUCGCCACAUCUUCACUGCACCUCUCUACGAUGCUUUGCACCGUAAGGGAAUCAACGCCUUCAUUGAUGACAAGAAGCUUGGGAAAGGGGAAAAGAUCUCACCUACGCUUCUUAAGGCCAUUGAGAGAUCCAGGAUUUCCAUUAUUGUGUUCUCUAAGAACUAUGCUACUUCCACUUGGUGCCUGGAGGAACUUGCUCACAUCGUUUGGUGUAAGGAGGAAAAGAACCAGCUGGUUAUGCCCAUCUUUUACAAGGUAGAUCCGAUGGAUGUUCAGUAUCAGAGAAACAGCUUUGAGGAAGCCAUGGCU